Tetrapisispora phaffii CBS 4417 is the source of this 1665-nucleotide messenger RNA. RefSeq names its product sugar porter family MFS transporter. The transcript has a single exon. Gene Ontology annotation, cellular component: membrane. The coding region runs from base 1 to 1665 and encodes 554 amino acids. Gene Ontology annotation, molecular function: carbohydrate:proton symporter activity. Gene Ontology annotation, biological process: transmembrane transport; carbohydrate transport. NCBI's taxonomy places the organism in Eukaryota, Fungi, Ascomycota, Saccharomycetes, Saccharomycetales, Saccharomycetaceae. The record is from RefSeq and is a predicted model, not a curated record.
AUGACUACUUUUACUGAUUUUAUUCUCCUAAGGAAUACAAACUAUAAAGGGGCUCUAUAUGACAAAUUCCCAAAGAUAUACAAUGUUUAUUUCAUUGCUAUUAUUUCAUGUCUAUCUGGUUUAAUGUUCGGUUUUGAUAUUUCAUCAAUGUCUUCAAUGAUUGGUACGGAAGGUUACAUUGAAUAUUUUGGUACUCCAGACUCUACUACUCAAGGUGGUAUUACUGCAUCCAUGGCUGCUGGUUCUCUAGGUGGCGCUCUUGUCUCUCCAAAAUUCUCUGACGCUUUCGGUAGAAGAGUAUCUUUACAUUUAUGUGCCGCUUUCUGGAUCAUCGGUGCUAUUAUUCAAUGUGCUUCUCAAAAUGUUGGCAUGUUAGUUGCCGGUAGAGUAAUUUCUGGUAUUGGUAUCGGUUUCGGUUCUUCAACUGCUCCAGUUUAUUGUUCUGAAGUUUCUCCACCAAAAAUCAGAGGUACUAUUGCUGGUAUUUUCCAAUUUUCUGUCACUCUCGGUAUUAUGAUUUUAUUCUAUAUCGGUUAUGGUUGUCACUUCAUACAAUCUGAUGCUGCAUUUAGAGUUACUUGGGGUCUCCAACUUGUUCCAGGUGUUAUAUUAUUAAUCUUCACUUUCUUUUUACCAGAAUCUCCAAGAUGGUUAGCAACUCAUGAUCGUUUUGAUGAAGCUAAAUUCGUUGUCGCUAAAGUUGGCGCCAAAGGUGAUAUUCAUGAUCCUGAAGUUAAACUUCAAUGUCAAGAAAUUAGAGAACAAGCUUUAAUUGACAAGGAAGCUGAUGCUUUUACAUACUUCGAUUUAUUCAGAAAGAAGACCAUAAGAAAGACUAUUGUUGGUAUGUCCGCACAAAUGUGGCAACAAUUAUGUGGUAUGAAUGUUAUGAUGUACUAUAUUGUCUACAUUUUCCAAAUGGCCGGUUACUCUGGUAACACCCUUUUAGUUUCUGGUUCAAUUCAAUAUGUUUUAAAUGUCGUCAUGACCAUCCCAGCAUUAUUCUUAGUCGACAAAGUUGGUAGAAGACCAAUUUUAAUAAUCGGCGGUAUCUUCAUGUUCUCCUGGUUAUUUGCUGUCGCUGGUCUAUUAGCUACUUACUCUGUUCCUGCUCCAAAUGGGUUUAAUGGUGAUGAUACUGUCCGUAUCAGAAUCCCAGAUAGCGAACCUGCUGCUGCCAAAGGUGUUAUUGCUUGUUGUUACUUAUUCGUCUGUUCAUUCGCCCCAACCUGGGGUAUUGGUAUCUGGAUUUAUUGCUCUGAAAUUUUCAACAAUGUUGAAAGAGCUAAGGGUUCUGCUUUAUCCGCUAGUGUUAACUGGGCAUUCAACUUUGCAUUAGCAAUGUUUGUCCCAUCUGCAUUCAAAAACAUCACAUGGAAGACCUACAUAAUUUUUGGUGUCUUCUCCGUAGCUCUAACUAUUCAAACAUUCCUCAUGUUCCCAGAAACCAAAGGUAAAACAUUAGAAGAGAUUGACAUGAUGUGGGCAGCCAACAUUCCAGCUUGGAAAACUGCUAGCUUCGAACCUGUAUUACCAGAAAUUGAUUUAUCCACUGAUGAUCAAAAACAAGGUAGUCAAGACUUUGACUCUAAUGUUAACCAUGUUGAGGAUGAAAAACAAGUAGUAUACCAUAAUGAUAUUGCUGACGAUGUCUCUUCCUUAUAA